Messenger RNA from Elgaria multicarinata webbii, 2827 nucleotides. It is a transcript of the gene ENOPH1, whose product is annotated as enolase-phosphatase 1. Lineage: Eukaryota; Metazoa; Chordata; Lepidosauria; Squamata; Anguidae. The record is from RefSeq and is a predicted model, not a curated record. The transcript is spliced from 6 exons. The coding region runs from base 160 to 945 and encodes 261 amino acids. Gene Ontology annotation, molecular function: acireductone synthase activity; magnesium ion binding.
CACAUACAAACAACCAGGUCGUCGUUGUAAGCUCGCGGCUGCGCUUCCUAAACCCGCAUCUCCCUAAACUGCAUUUCGAGGCUCGUGCGCGCUUGGCUUGAUCGUGUCUGCACGCGCAGCAGCAGUAGACCCCCCGGAUUCGGCAGCCCAGUAGUGGACAUGGUGGGUUUCACUGUUCCCGCAGAAGUCAGCGUGUUCCUGUUAGAUAUCGAAGGCACAACGACUCCGAUCGCGUUUGUCAAGGACACCUUGUUUCCAUACAUCAAAGACAACAUCCAAGAUUACCUGCGGACACACUGGGAAGAAGAGGAGUGUCAACAAGAUGUCGGCCUUUUGAGAAAACAGGCUGAAGAAGAUUCGCACAUGGAUGGAGCCGUGCCCAUCCCGCUGGAAACCAGGGAUGGGGAAGCAGAGGUCGAACGCAUAAUCCAGGCCGUCGUAGACAACGUGCGUUGGCAGAUGUCUUUAGACAGAAAGACCACAGCCUUAAAACAGCUCCAGGGCCACAUAUGGAAAGCCGCGUAUGAAAAUGGCCGUGUGAAGGGAGAGUUCUUUGAGGAUGUAGUUCCCGCAGUGAGAAAGUGGAGAGAAGCAGGAAUGAAGGUUUAUAUUUAUUCUUCUGGGAGUGUAGAGGCACAAAAGCUCUUAUUCGGAAACUCCACAGAAGGUGAUAUUUCAGAGCUCUUUGACGGCCAUUUUGACACCAAAAUAGGCCCUAAAGUUGACAGCGAGAGUUACCAGCGGAUUGCCACCAGCAUUGGGUGUUCCACAAACAACAUCCUGUUCCUGACGGAUGUCACUCGAGAGGCAGAUGCUGCAGAAGAAGUUGACAUGCAUGUGGCUAUAGUUAUCCGGCCAGGCAACGCCGGACUGACAGACGACGAGAAAUCCUAUUACAGACUCAUCACAUCUUUCAACGAACUGUUCCUUCCAUCAUCCACUUAAGAGAAAAAACUUGCAUAAGAAAUUGAAAAGGAAAAAAAAAAAAGAUGGAACGCCACCUGACAAAAUCCUCCUUAUGAUUUAUGGUAGUUCUUGCUGGUGAUCAGAAUUUGGGCAGAGAAAGAAUUGGAUCCUUGACCUUCUGGUUGAAAGGCCGUUGAGCCCGGUGUGAUUGGUGCAUCUGCUGGUGUUGUGAGUGCAUUUCAAACUGAGCAGCCAUGAAAUCCCCCUGGGUUGUCGGCACCUUUACUUUGGAAUCGCACAAGAAAGAGCCAGAAGGCACAAUUCACUGGAGGGUUUUCCUGCGCACGGCCCUCUUGAAAUGAAUGGAAAAGUGCAAGAGCACAGCAACGCUCUUGCACUUCUGCCACUCAUCUCAAAAGUGCCUUGCGCUAGAGAAUCCUCCUUUGGUGAACUGUGAGGCAUGUUUACCUCAAGCACACAUUCCUUUAGCUUUAGUCUGUCCUGCAAAUAAAAAAGAAAAUGUCUUGAGUUUUUCUUUUUCUUUUUUUCUGUCCUCCAUUAGUUUUCUCAGUGAUACAUCGUAUUAUUUAUUGGAUAAGUCCUUUUGAAAGCAUUGCAAACUGCAGCGAGCUCACUGGCUCUCCUGCUCCAAACUGCUAACUGAAUUGCAGACCAAAGUUGUAAACACAUUUGAGGCCUUUCCAGGUGAGGAUAUUCCUGCACAGGGAUGGUGCUGUUGUUCCCCAUGUGUUGUGGGAGACCUGUAUGAUGUUUACAUAACAUGCACACCCAUCUGGGGGUGGCAGCAGGGGAGGAAUUUCAUUUCCCCUGCAUGGAGUUGCUGGGCAAAUGCAAUCCCAUCCCUGCAACUGUUGAGACAUUGACUGGAUUCACACAACGUAGCAACGCAUGCGCAAGAUUUAGUAUGGGUUGAAACAUGGGAUGUCUUUAAAACGUGGGUCAUCAUUGAAAAGUGGCUGAUGGUGUUGUUUGAGCCGAGCUGCAUGAACAAACCAUGAUUUGUUAACCACAGACGACCCACAAAUGAGGGUUUGUUGCUGGGUUGUGAACUGUGGGUUGUCCGUGGUUAACAAACCAUGGUUUGUUAGCAUAGUAAAACAACUCCCCCUGCUCUGCUCUGCGAACACCGACAGAGAUAAACUCACACAGAUAAUGACAUUCCACAGGCUGAAAGAGGCCCAGAUGGUUCCAGACUAAUUAAAAAACCACAAGGCCCUCUGCAGUGCUGAACCUGGGCCCUGGCAUCACAGCCUGAUACCUAGAAAUGGCAUUUUGACCGCUGAGGUCUAUGGGGACACCUGUCUGGGGCAGUGGGUGGGGGGCAGACUUGGUUCUCCAGUUGUGACACCUUCUCUGUGCUCUACAUAGGCGGAGUGGUGCAAAUAAGCUAGGACUGAACAAAAAAAAGGGAGUGAAUCUUGGCACCUGAAGGUGGUGCCCUUCUACCUGUACUUCCUGUGUGGCCUGUUUGCUAUUGGCACCAGCGACUUUCACAGAUAACAGUUCAGGAACAAAGUGUGGCCUGGCAGCAGAGGUGAUGGCGGCAGUGGCAGCCAUGUUGCUUAAGGCAUGAAAUUGGUGUUAAUGCUGUUUUUAUGACUUAAAAAGCAUUGCCUCAUGACUGCAUUUGGUAGUUGAAGCCCUGAGGCCUUGCAUGCUGCCAGUUUGCCAUUCUAGAACUAAACUAACCAGAGCUCCAGGUAUGGGGUGGAAGGACGGAAUAGAUAUGCCAUAUCAUAGAUUGUUCGUAGAGUAAAUGUGCCAUAUCAUAGAGUUGGAAGGGUUCUCAUUGCCCAACUUUCCUGCUCAAUCCAGAACUCGAACAUCUUCAACAGAUGCCUGUCUAGUCUCUGCUUGUAGAGUUUCAGGGAGAGCCCAUGCUCUCUCUCUCUCUCUCUCU